UCUGGGAUGCAGCAGUGAGAGAGAGAGAGAGCUGAAAGAGAGAUAGAGAGAGAGCUGUGUGUGAGAGAAGGAGCUGUUAUUUAGGUCUGUUACAGCAGACAGGGAGCAGCUCGCCCUAGGGCAGGGGGAGACGAUAGAGCAACACUGAGCUCAGAGCAGCAGAUUCAGCUACAGAUACAACCAGGCAGGAACCAGCCCUGCAUUCCAGCUGAGGGGAAGGGAAAGGGGGAAUAGAAACAGAAGUGCCAGCAGGAAAGGAGAGAACAGGCGAUAGAGAGAGAGAGGGAGAGAGAAGGAAGGAAGGAAGGAACGAAGGAAAAGGUAGCAGCAGGCAGCAACACAUCAGAGCUACAGGAGGGGUUUGAACUGGGACCUUCACUGCUGCUGCUACUGUUGUUGUUGUUGUUAUUGUUGUACUACGGUGAGGUGACCUAGCUACUCCAGGAAGUAGCUACAGCAGCAGGGUUAAGCUGUGUGUUCUCAGGAGGUAGGGACUAGGGAGGGGUACAGUAACAGCAAAAGGAGGUUGAAAGCACCACCAUGUUUGACUGUAUGGAAGCUCUGGGGAUGGGCCCACGCCAGCUAUAUGAUGUCACCAGCCGGGGUGCGUGCAUGCUGCGGAAGGCGAGCCCCUUCUUCGCGGGGUUGGACCCCUUCGCCUGGACCGGCAGUGCCAGCGUUCAAUCGGUGGAGACCCAGAGCACCAGCUCUGAGGAGAUGGUCCCCAGCUCUCCCUCUCCACCUCCCCCACCACGUGUCUACAAACCCUGCUUCGUGUGCCAGGACAAGUCCUCUGGAUACCAUUACGGAGUCAGCUCAUGUGAGGGCUGCAAGGGUUUCUUCCGGCGCAGUAUCCAGAAGAACAUGGUGUACACCUGCCACCGAGACAAGAACUGCCAGAUCAACAAGGUGACCAGAAACCGCUGCCAGUACUGCCGACUGCAGAAGUGCUUCGAGGUCGGCAUGUCCAAGGAAGGUGAGAGACCGGUGCGUAACGACAGGAACAAGAAGAAGAAAGACGUCAAGGAGGAGUUGGUGUUGCCGGAGAGUUAUGAGCUGAGUGGAGAAAUGGAGGAGCUGGUCAACAAAGUCAGCAAAGCCCACAAAGACACCUUCCCCUCACUGCUGCAGCUGGGCAAAUACCACACUAACUCCAGUUCAGACCACCGCGUGCAGCUGGACCUGGGGCUGUGGGAUAAGUUCAGUGAGCUCUCCACCAAGUGCAUCAUCAAGAUCGUGGAGUUUGCCAAGCGCCUCCCAGGCUUCACCACCCUCACCAUCGCUGACCAGAUCACCCUCCUCAAAUCAGCCUGCCUGGACAUCCUGAUGUUGAGGAUCUGCACGCGCUACACCCCAGAGCAGGACACCAUGACCUUCUCAGACGGGCUCACCCUGAACCGGACCCAGAUGCACAACGCAGGCUUCGGCCCGCUCACAGACCUGGUGUUUGCCUUUGCUGGCCAGCUGCUGCCUCUGGAGAUGGACGACACAGAAACGGGCCUCCUCAGCGCCAUCUCCCUCAUCUCUGGAGACCGUAUGGACCUGGAAGAGCCCCAGAAGGUGGACAAGCUGCAGGAGCCCCUCCUGGAGGCCCUGAAGAUCUACGCCCGUCGCAGACGCCCCAACAAGCCCCACAUGUUCCCCCGCAUGCUGAUGAAGAUCACUGACCUCAGAGGCAUCAGCACCAAGGGGGCAGAGAGAGCCAUCACUCUGAAGAUGGAGAUCCCAGGCCCCAUGCCUCCUCUGAUCAGGGAGAUGUUAGAGAACCCAGAGGCUUUCGAGGACCAGACAGAGAGCAGUGGAGAGAGCUCCCCACCGCCCGUUCCACCAGCUUCCACCAAGCCCCCCACCACAAUGAAGACUGAGGCCGAGGACGAGGAGGACUGCUGGGGGACAGAGAACGGCAGCGAGCCUUCCCCAGAGGAGGAAGAUGAGGAUGACUAUGAUGAUGGGGAGGAGGAGGAUCGGGACAGGGGCUCGGACAGUGAGGGGGAAUCCUGGACUCUGGAGGGUAGCAGCGAAGGGGCUAGGAAGAACCAUGCCGGGAGGGCGCAGUGAGGAGGAGAGAAGAUCACAGACAUGCAGACUGUACACUCAAACACACACACAAACUGACGUAAUCACACACACACACACACACACACCCUACCCCUUCCAGUGCUGGCCCUCCCUAACCUCCACAUCCCCUCUAUCUUCCUAAUGCACAUCCGUCUCUCCAAGCAGGACAGGGCAGGACAUGGCAGCAGAGCCUUACGCCUGCCUGUAUAGCCUCUAUAACUCAGGUUCCCUGACUCACAGGUUCUUGACAAGUGACAUGCAGAGAGACUAUUAUAAAAUGGGAGAUGGCGAAACGACAUGAUGCAACCAUCUGGACUCGUGACUCGUGAUAUAGAGAAGAGAGGAGAUGACAAGAAUAACUGACUAUCUUUGAUGAAACAAAUGUCAAAUGUUUUACUAUCUUCUUGUUUGUAUCUAUAUAGAGGAAUGUCCAAACCAGACAGCAUGAACUGAACAGUAGAUCCGAAUGCAAAGCAAAGCACACUUCUCAAAAAGAAACAUACAGGAUGAAACCAAACUGAAUAUGCUAAUCGUUUUUUUUUUUGCUUUUGGGAAUUGUUAAAUUUCUUCAUGUUUUAUUUUCUUGAUUUUUCUUUUUCUUUCAAUUUAUGAAUAAGUCCAUACAUAUCUAUAUACCAUUAUAUUAUUAGUCUUUGUUUGUUAUCCUGGUUUUGAUUUUGUUAGAUGAGGUUUUGUGUUUGAGGAGUUUUCCAGCGGAGAUAUCCAGAGAGAGAGAGCAAUCAGAAUCAGAACUGGCAUACCACUAACUGAAUCUCCUUUCCAGCUGCGCCACUGGUAUAUUUCGGGCACUUUUGCUCGCCGUAGAUGUCAAUGAUAAUCAACUCAGUAAUGUUAACUUGUGUUACAGUGACUCAAGUUGUGAUUUGUGUUGUUAUCAGGGGACUAGCAUUAAUCCAUGUGCUUUCUUUCAGCACAACAAUCUAUGCUGCCGAUUGGAUAGUGUCUUUGUGCCAAAGUUAGCAACUCAUUUUUGGAAACAGAGAGUCAGGGACCCCAGACACCAACAAGUGCCCACACACACAUCAAAUCUUCACUCCUAAAUUAGGCACACACACACACACUAAAUCUCGGACCUAUAACAGAUGUGCCAACUUGGUUCGGGUGCUUGGUCAGAGAUUGACACUUGGCCGUGUAUGUAGUACUUUGAUAUCCUGUUUUAUACCAGGCACCGCUAGCAAAGUCAAUUACAAUACAAUACAUACAGCUUUAUUGUCCAAUAUUGACAGUACCAUCACUGCCAAUCUCAUCUUAUCAGCAGUAAUACAAUUGUAUAACUCAACAGAAAUCAUCAGAUGUCUGUCAAACGAAAUAACUAUUUGACGACAUGCACAAGCAGACACUCUUGCGUACACACAAACACACACACACACACAAA
Molecule: messenger RNA, 3454 nt
Organism: Coregonus clupeaformis (lake whitefish)
Lineage: Eukaryota; Metazoa; Chordata; Actinopteri; Salmoniformes; Salmonidae
Product: retinoic acid receptor gamma-A
Exons: 8
Coding region: 541-2058 (505 amino acids)
Biological process (GO): regulation of transcription by RNA polymerase II; cellular response to corticotropin-releasing hormone stimulus; retinoic acid receptor signaling pathway
Cellular component (GO): transcription regulator complex; nucleus
Molecular function (GO): nuclear receptor activity; RNA polymerase II cis-regulatory region sequence-specific DNA binding; nuclear glucocorticoid receptor binding
Source: RefSeq, a predicted model, not a curated record